Molecule: messenger RNA, 966 nt
Organism: Penicillium argentinense
Lineage: Eukaryota; Fungi; Ascomycota; Eurotiomycetes; Eurotiales; Aspergillaceae
Exons: 1
Coding region: 1-966 (321 amino acids)
Cellular component (GO): nucleus
Source: RefSeq, a predicted model, not a curated record
AUGGAUCAGACUACAGAUCGAUCGUCUUCCAUGGUUUCUUCGAUGCCUGAAGAGGUCCCCGCUCUCGACAUCUUAGACACAUAUCCGUCACCGGUCUCUGCCACGACGCCUCAGGGAGGAUUUCCUCUGGUCGGCUUAGGCAUUUCAAACUGUGGCCUGGAACCUACCUUGAAUCACAGUCAACGAUUCCCAGCACCGCUAUCCUACUCGAUGCCUCCCGCCGAGCGAAAUCAGUUAGCAGCCGCGCCUCCCUUUUACAAUACCUUCUUUAAACCUCUGGGGUCGCCCGAAGAUCCGGAGUCGUUCUUUGCGACAUACGACGGGUUCCCGGGAGCCUUGCUCACCCCCCUCGAUUUCUACGAUUCCCAAACUAUGAGCGCUUCCACCCGCUACAACUCGAAUUUGGAGGCCACCAGCAGCCAGGAUGCGUUUGGCCAUUUGCAAUUUUGGAAUCACACACCAUGCUCGGGAUCGACAACAACCAUGGACCCUACUCUUCUUGCGACAGUUCCUCCAACGGGACUUCAGCCAGUAUUGCCCCAGGCUCCUUACUGCGCGCCCAUCAGGACUUCAGGCUUUCCGAUCCAGACUGACAUCAGCCCAUCCAGUCCUUUAGACAAACGUGGCAAGAGCUCUGCUCGGCCCCAGUCCUCCCCUGUUCGGGUAGAAGUCUAUGAGAACAGCACUACGUCUGGCGAAAGCGGUCUUGAUGUCAGUCAUAAGCAGCCGAUGAAGACUUGUGCUUCCUCUGUUGAGUCAAGGAGAACAAAUAACAAGGGAUACACAUGUCCAACAUGUGGCUUUACGUUCACCCGGAAAUCCAACUGCAAAGAGCACCAGAAAAGGCACGACCCCAGCUUUAAGCCGUCGUUUACAUGCUCGACGUGCGAGAAAAGUUUUGGCAGGAAAGCCGACCUCAAUCGUCAUGUUGAGAAUGUAAGUCAGGUAUAUUCCGCUCUGGGCUAG